Molecule: messenger RNA, 1364 nt
Organism: Oncorhynchus tshawytscha (Chinook salmon)
Lineage: Eukaryota; Metazoa; Chordata; Actinopteri; Salmoniformes; Salmonidae
Product: transcription elongation regulator 1-like protein
Exons: 7
Coding region: 3-836 (277 amino acids)
Cellular component (GO): nucleus
Molecular function (GO): transcription coregulator activity; RNA polymerase binding
Source: RefSeq, a predicted model, not a curated record
AGAUGGUAGAGGUCCCCAUGGAGGAGGAGGACGUUGACCCUAAAGACAAGCGUCCUGUAGCUUCCACCCCUGUUCCCGGAUCUCCAUGGUGUGUGGUGUGGACGGGGGACGACAGAGUAUUUUUCUUCAACCCAACGAUACAGCUCUCUGUUUGGGAUCAGCCAGUAGAUCUGAAGGACCGUGGAGAGGAUCUCAACAGGAUUAUAGAAGAUCCUCCACAUAAACGCAAAAAGGAUUCUUUGUCCAAAGACGGUUCUAACUCUCCGUCUGCCGAUGACGAUGAUGUUGAUGAUGAAGAUGAACAUUAUUCAAAAACCAAGAGGAACAAACUGGAGGAACCUGCGGAUGGUAAUGAGGACCUGAGAGAGAGGGCAGGCGCAGAGACAUGUGACUCUCCCCCCCAUCGGACAGUUCUACCCUUAGGGCUCCGCAUCACACACUUCAGGGACAUGCUCCUUGAAAGAGGGGUUUCAGCGUUUUCCACAUGGGAGAAAGAACUGCACAAGAUCGUGUUUGAUCCACGGUAUCUUCUGCUAAACUCUGCAGAGGAGAGGAAACAGGUGUUUGAGCAGUUUGUCAAAGUGAGGAUGAAGGAAGAACACAAGGAGAAACAGAGCAAACUGCUGCAAGCAAAAGACCAGUAUAGAAAACUUCUAGAGGAGUCGAAAAUCACAUCCAGGUCGACUUUCAAAGACUUUUCUGUUAAGUACGGCCGUGACCAGCGCUUCAAGCAAGUGCUGAAGAAGAAAGACCAAGAGCACUUCUUCAACCAAUUCAUUAAUGGGUUAAAGAAGAGAGAUAAAGAGAACCGCAUGAGGCUGAGGAAGAUGAGAUGAGGAGGUAUGAGGCUGAGGAAGAUGAGAUGAGGAAGUAUGAGGCUGAGGAAGAUGAGUUGAGGAGGCAUAAGGCUGAGGAAGAUGAGAUGAGGAGGUAUGAGGCUGAGGAAGAUGAGAUGAGGAAGUAUGAGGCUGAGGAAGAUGAGUUGAGGAGGCAUGAGGCUGAGGAACAUGAGAUGAGGAGGUACAGUAUGACGCUGAGGAAGAUGAGAUGAUGAAGUAUGAGGCUGAGGAAGAUGAGAUGAGGAUGUAUGAGGCUGAGGAACAUGAGUUGAGGAGGCAUGAGGCUGAGGAAGAUGAGAUGAGGAGGUACAGUAUGAGGCUGAGGAAGAUGAGAUGAGGAGGUAUGAGGCUGAGGAAGAUGAGAUGAGGAGGUAUGAGGCUGAGGAACAUGAUGAGGAAGUAUGAGGCUGAGGAAGAUGAGAUGAGGAGGUAUGAGGCUGAGAACAUGAGAUGAGGAAGUAUGAGACUGAGGAAGAUGAGAUGAGGAGGUAUGAGGCUGAGGAACAUGAGAUGAGGAGGUAUAAG